Molecule: messenger RNA, 1860 nt
Organism: Aspergillus wentii DTO 134E9
Lineage: Eukaryota; Fungi; Ascomycota; Eurotiomycetes; Eurotiales; Aspergillaceae
Exons: 3
Coding region: 1-1860 (619 amino acids)
Source: RefSeq, a predicted model, not a curated record
AUGGACAAAACCAGUACUCGACAACCUUUGCCCGAUCAAGCCUCCCGAGGACCUCCCAACUCGGAUUCUGAAAGUAACACAAGCACCAGCUCUGGAGGCAGUGAAGACGACAAAAAAGCCUCCAGUGGCGAUGGAAUCUGCCCUACGCUAGAAGAAUUUGACGCAUGCCGUCAGAUGAGCUACGAUGCGUGGAAGCUUGCGGCUCUCAGCUGUACACCUAAGCUCAGCAGUUCCAUUGAUAUUUCUCUGGAUAAAUUGUCCAACGUGCCUCGGUUUUACCACAACCCUCCACAGAAUAUCCAUGUGGGUGGCAGAAGCAAAUCCCCGCUCAUUUUAAAAUUAUCCUUCCAGUUGGAGACAACACACGAUGACUCGUGCGACCGACGGUGGAAGUCUAUUGAUUAUCUCCAAUGUAUAGGAUUUCCGUUAUCGAUGAUUCCGAAACUAAGGCCAUCUGAUUCGGUUAUUCCUUCAAGUCCGCGAGCAGGAUAUCUUACAAGCAUAACACUAGCUUGGUCUUACAUCAUUUCCUGUCGCUGGGUUGAGAUACUUCAGAGUGCAGGUGAGACAUGUGUCCUCUAUUCGAAAGAUAUUGGCUUCUGGGAAAGAGUUACCCAAAGCUGCUGGUCAGCUCAGAUUACUCGUGGAAAGAAGGGCUGGUUCUGUCCUUGGAUGCUGCAACCAGAAACCAUUGAUAAUGAUCAAAGAAGUGACUGGGUUCAGACACCACCGGAUUCCGCGCUGGCAUUCGAUAUUCUUCUCGAAUUCUGUACCUCGGAGCAACUAGAAGACGAAUUCUUGAUCGGCUUCGCUACGGUACUCUUACUUACAUCACGUAAUAUGCCAUUACCGAAGAUGGAACCACCUACAAACAUAUCACGACCCGUGGCUAAUACAAGGAGUAACCCCAAGUUGUCCAAGUUAUUCGAGUAUCUUGACAAAUAUAUGACUCUCAGUGCUACCCAAGAUGCACUGGAGUCACUACUUUGCAGUACUUUUUUCGACCCUAAGAUUCCUUGCAAUCUUAUCGGUGCUGUUUCACUUGGGAUUGAGCAAGCUCUUUUGAAUAACGAUGCUAAGUAUAAUACACUAAUUAAAGCCGUCAAUAGAUCACCAUUUGGCUUCAUAUGGAGUGCUGUCAUCCACAAUAGCCAAAUAACAUCUCUACUCAAAUUACUAUUAGGACAACUGCCACCAAUCUGUCUUGUAGCCGGUUUUUGGACAAACACCAUCCAGUCAUUUCUUCAGGUCACUUAUCAUCUCCAGCAUCCCGACCUCAUAUCUCGUGCUGAGGAAUUCGCUAUCUCAUUCUUUUGUCGAGAUAAUAAAUCAGUGCCAUGGACACCAUCUCCGCCGUUUGGCAGGACUCAUGUGGGAAAUUUGAGCCUUCACAUCAGAUCUCACUACCAACACAACCAUAAGCCCCGAUCUUGGACUAAUAGGUGGAUCCUACGAUCUGGGGAGAAAGUUCUCAUCAACUCAGCGGAUGUAGAAGUCACUAUCAGCUCAACAGAGCAGAUACCACCAUCUAUCCCUUGUCUACAUCACAAUCAUACUGAUAGCGUAGACGAAGAAUUGCUAAGUAUAGGCAGGAAACCGGCAAAUUAUCAACUUGCCGAAGAGCAAUCAUGGAUAGCGACAUCUCGACUCUUCAACUGGCAUCGAUACUAUGACGAUGGGCUAUGGCUAGAUGAUGGCACGCAUAAUAUAGAACACAUUCGCCAUCUGCUGCAGCACCCAUGGAUUGUUGACCCUUUUGAUGAUGAUGAAUCGAUCCCUCUAGACAAGGUUGAGCGCCCGAACCCACGUGAAUCGAUAUUAGAGUGGAUUGCGCAAGUCACGCCAUCCCCGGAUAUUUGA